UUAACAUUUGUUGGUGUACAAUUGAAAGCUUUGAACGCACAGACGUUUUUUGGUUUGGCAACUGAAAAUUUCAAACUAUCAAUGUGCUUAAGAAGGACACUCUGCCUUUGAAGCCAAUCAUUUUUGCAACCAAUGGCAGCGAGUCUCAACUUAGUUUUGCACAAACAGAGGAAUCAUGUGUCCAACACAAUAUAUGAUCCCACUGAGUGGUUGGGUGGUACCAGCACCACCGCCUACAGUAAACUGUUGUAUGUCGACUUGAGUGGCACGAAUUUUAACGAUAAACUUAACGGUAAUACAUUUGCAAAACUCUCAGCUGUGCAAGAACUUCGGCUGGUCAAUUGCAGUUUGAGCACAAUCGCCGAAAAAGUAUUCAAUGGCAUUUUGUCGACACUAAAAUCGCUCGAUUUGCGAUAUAACCAAUUACAAACGUUGGACGGUGAAUUUCUAGCCACUGCUAUUACUAAGGGAAUUAGUAUAGAGUUAGGGUGGAAUAUGUGGAGAUGCGAUUGUGACAAUAUGGAAAUAAUUGAAGGCAUGAAGCAAGUAGAAAAUAAUUUCGCAGCAGAUACAGUAUGUGCAACGCCAACAGAAUUGGCAGGCAUACAAAUCAGUUCGUCACAAAUAAGCUGUUAUAACAAAACACAACUUACAACAGUUAUAACAACCGUAAUGUCCAUAGCAGCGACUACAACUACAACUAAAACUUUUACCGACGAAACCACAUUAGCAACCACUGAGUCUACACCAACAACUUCUACGACUAUCACCGACAACUCAACCUUAAUGACUUCAGCUACAAUGACAGGAACAGAUGUAAGUCAAAGCAGUGAUUCAACUUUAGUCUCAAGAGUAGAUAAAACGAUUUCUGCAACAACACCCAAAGCUACUAACAUUAUAAGUACAUCAAUAGCAAGAACUAGUACAACUGUCACACCACCUGCAUCACUAAUGACCUCCACGAUUGAAGACGAGUCAACCAAAGAAAGAUUAGAACCCUUAUCGACAACUACACCACAACUAAUCGACACAACAAACGACAAUACAACCUUAAUAUUUUUUCUGGGAACAACAACAAUACCAAUUUACAAUACGGAAACAACAAAGGGAACUGAAAAUACAACGAUUAGUUUUCCCUAUACGACCGUGAUCUCUAGCAGUAUGGCUACAAUUAAACCACCAAUGAAGACUUGCUUUGAAAAUAAAGACCCAAAGUAUUUAACUUGCAGCAGUACCACAGCCGUUAAGAUUUGCGACUAUGACGUUACUUUCAAUGUGGUUCCGAUAUCAUCGCGAAGUGUACAACUGCAAAUCGGUAGCGGUGCACAUAGUUUACAAGUGAUCUAUUUUCAGGUGUUGAACAACAGUUUAAAUAAGGAGGUCGAGAUCGACAAUAAUAGCAAAAUCGUUGUCGAUAAUUUAGCGCCAAAUAGAAGUUAUACCUUCUGUCUCAUACCAAAGAAUCAAACGUGUACCUCACCAUUUAAUUGCCGUUCAGCGCACUUGCCACAAGCUCCAGCAUGGUUGAAGUAUAACGAUGUUGCGCUUUUUUGCACGAUCGCCAUACUCGUAACUAUUGUUUGCGCAAUUUUAGGGGUGGCAGCAAUAUAUUUUCUACUCCGUUGGCGGCCAACUUUAUUGUAUGGCAAUAAACGUUUGCAUCGUAUUGCUUCCACAACGCACAAAGUGCUACUAUUCCCGAAACCGAAUUGCACAUCUUUCAAAAGUGAGCUCGCAAAAAUGCAUUCAUCGAUUAGUGAUUCAUUGACACCGGAGAAUUAUUUGAAUAUUAACUCAUACGAUUAUAUGCAGUACUUCAAAGAUAUCGAGUUGAAGAAACAACGUAGAGUGGCAUACAUUUCCGUGAAUCAGCCUCCUUUACAUCGAGCCCCUGCAUUGCCACCAAACGUUGGUGGCGCUGCAACACAUUGUUACGAUCGUAUGAGCUACACCAGUGGUUAUAUACCAAUUCGACAGCCCUCAGAACAAUCGACAGUAGUAAUGGAAGACAUGCCACAACAGCAGCUUAUACGUAGGUGUGCAGAGACGAAGUUAACUCCAGAGCCAGAAUACGAAAGCUUGGAUUAUUAUCAAGAGCUUUAUUAAAAAGUGUUUGGGUCGAGUUUAAAUUUAAUAAAUAUUUAAAUAUUUUCUUGUUAAUUGAAAUUAUAUAAUAAUAAAGAUCAUUGCAACAGAUAAUGUGAAAGUAGCUGUGUCGCAUGCAUGCUUCAUUUAACCAUGCCUUCC
Bactrocera oleae (olive fruit fly) is the source of this 2247-nucleotide messenger RNA. The record is from RefSeq and is a predicted model, not a curated record. Lineage: Eukaryota; Metazoa; Arthropoda; Insecta; Diptera; Tephritidae.